CUACCUAUUUUUAUCCCUUUCUUCUUUCUGUAUCACAUCUCAUAUCAUAUUUCUCACGUUACUCUAUUGUAUUCUUACCUCUUUCAAGAUGGUUGUGAAAUUAUGAUGUGAAUGAAUUAUUUUCAAGUGAUGAGGAAAGAAAGCUAGUGUGUGGGAAAAUAGUUGUCCCUUUAUCCAAUGUGAUUUAGAGGGUUUAAAUCUCUAGUCUGCUACCCUCAUAUAUUCCAUUACUCUUUCUUCAGAUCAAGUUGUUCUUUCCUCGAUCAACAUAAUCCUAAAGCAUCCUCUAUGGACACUGAAAAUGGCCAGACUGCAGAAGCUCCUGCAAAGCCCCCCAAACACCCCUCAAGAGUCAAAACUCUUGAGCGCCUUAGCUUCUCCAAGCCCAAAUCCCGAAUCCUUGAAUAUAACUAUUCACCUCGCAACAAAGUAGUAGCAGCAUCUGAAGAAACUGACCUUCAACCUUCCCACAAGAUCUCAAUCCCUCCCGUGGAUGAUGACGAUGACGACGAUGAUGGUGAGUGGGAUGAAAAAGAAGAGCCGGAGGACGACGAUGAUGAUGGUGAAGAGCAGUUUCCAAAGACACACCAAAAAAGGAAAUUCAGGGUUAAGUGGAGACUUCUGGUGGAGUGGGUUUUGUUUCUGAACAUAUUGACAUGCUUAGUGUGUUCUGUCACAAUAUUGUCCAUAAAAAACAUACACUUGUUCGGUUUGGAGAUUUGGAAGUGGUGUUUGAUGGCAAUGGUUACUUUCAGUGGCCGUUUAUUCUCAGGGUGGCUAGUCGGCCUCACCGUUUUCAUCAUCGAGCGAAACUUCAUGCUAAGGGAGAAGGUCCUCUACUUCAUCUACGGAAUCAGAAGAUCCAUCAGGAACUGUUUAUGGCUAGGACUCGUCUUGGUCUCUUACUGGAGCGUGGUGUUCGAAGAUGUCCAGAAGAAAAACCACAAGUUCCUCAACAAGGUGUUUCAAGCACUGGUGGCGGUUUUAGUCGGCGCCACCAUCUGGCUGGUGAAGAUUGUGCUAGUGAAAAUGCUAGCUGCUUCAUUUCAUGUGACAACUUACUUUGACAGAAUGAAAGAGAGCGUUUUCCAUCACUACAUUCUCGACACUUUGUCAGGUCCACCUAUGGAAGAAGCUGAGCAAAUAUUGCAGCAGCAGCACCACCACCUAGCGGGGUCAAAGUCGAUGCCAGCGAGGUGGAAGAUGAAGGAUGCUAAGAACUAUUAUAACAAGUACUCUAAGAGGUUUGGGUCGAGGAAGAUUGAUAUGGAGAAGCUGAGGGAGCUGAGCAUGGAGAGCACAGCUUCUGCAUGGAGUGUGAAGAGGCUUGUUCACUAUGUAAGAUCUUCUGGUUUGUCUACCAUUUCAAGGACUGUGGAUGAUUUUGGUAGUGCUGAGUCUGAGAUUAGCAGUGAGUGGGAAGCCAGGAAUUGUGCUCAAAGGAUUUUCAAGAACGUUGCCAAACCUGCUGCCAAGUACAUAGAAGAAGAGGAUCUAAUGAGAUUUUUGAAGAGGGUUGAGAUACACACCAUAUUCCCACUCUUUGAAGGUGCUCUUGAAACUGGGAAAAUCAGCAGAUCUUCAUUCAGAAAUUGGGUGAUUCGAGCUUAUUAUGAACGAAAAGCUCUUGCACAAUCACUGAAUGAUACCAAAACAGCAGUGCAGCAGCUUCAUAAACUAGCUAGCGCGGUUGUAAGUGUGAUAAUAAUCAUUGUGAUCCUUCUACUGAUGGGAAUGGCUACCAUGAAGAUAAUACUCUUCUGCAUCACACAAACCGUUUUAAUCGGGGUUGCCUUCCAAGGUACCUGCAAGACUGUUUUGGAGGCCAUAAUCUUUGUCUUUGUCAUGCACCCUUUUGAUAUUGGAGACCGUUGCGUCAUUGAUGGUGUUCAGAUGAUUGUGGAAGAGAUGAAUAUCUUGACAACAGUGUUUCUUCGAUAUGACAAUGAGAAAAUAUACUACCCUAACGCAGUUUUGCUCACUAAGCCAAUAAGCAAUUUCUAUAGGAGUCCAGAGAUGUGCGACUCAAUUGAUUUCACUAUUGAUGUGUCAACUCCCAUGGAAACAAUCAUUGCCGUCAAGAAAUCAAUACAAAUGUACAUCGAGAGCAAGCCAAAAUAUUGGAAUCCUAAGCACAGUGUGCUAGCCAAACAAAUAGACCAUGUGGACAAGUUGAAGCUGUGUUUAUGUGUGCAACACACCAUCAACCAUCAGAACUACGGCGAGCGAAGCGUUCGAAUAACGGAGCUGGUCUUGGAAUUGAAAAAGAUAUUUGAGAUGCAUGGUGUCAAGUACCAUAAUCUUCCUCAGGAGAUCCACCUUACCAAGAUGAACAUGGAGCAGGGGAGAGUUCUAUUUUAAAUUCUCAAAGAGAAUUACCACAAUAAUCACUAAGUCAUAAACUUCAAUUAUCUUUCCUUUCAAACUUCCAACUCUCCUGUGCUUUGCAUUAAGUUAUGGAUCAUUGGCUUGUGUUGUUAUGAAUAAAAUUAGUUCAGUCAGCAUGUUA
Molecule: messenger RNA, 2509 nt
Organism: Lotus japonicus
Lineage: Eukaryota; Viridiplantae; Streptophyta; Magnoliopsida; Fabales; Fabaceae
Product: mechanosensitive ion channel protein 10-like
Exons: 5
Coding region: 289-2361 (690 amino acids)
Biological process (GO): monoatomic anion transport; transmembrane transport; detection of mechanical stimulus
Cellular component (GO): plasma membrane
Molecular function (GO): mechanosensitive monoatomic ion channel activity
Source: RefSeq, a predicted model, not a curated record